UUGUUUCCAUUGGAAUAUUACAGAUUCUACUACGAUCUCGCUCAUCAACCGCAUCUGUUCACUCACUUGUUUCAUUCGCGAUGGCAUUCUGGCAUAUUUUGGGCUUUUUGUCAAUUUUAUUGAUUUGUUUGGUUUACGUUGUGCAAGCCGACGAGGAAUUUAAAACCAUUGGCAAUUCAACAAGCGGCAAAAUUAAUAUGGUUGAUAUUAAGGUUCCAGUUAAAAGCUACAAUAAGGCAAAGAAAGCAAUUUCUCAAAAAUGGUGGUACGAAAAAUGUGCUGGCUCAAAACCGGGAAAAGGCCUGAAACAUUUAUACAAAAAGCUAAGACAUCAAAUUCAUAAAACAGUCGCCAUACUCCAAUCGGAGGCGGAUUUGGACGAAAUUGCCGAAAAAGUGAAUUCAAGAGUUAAACAGUUUAUGGAGUCAUAUGACAAGGAUGCCCAAGAAGGUAGCUUCACCGACAUCGAAUUCGAAAAAGUUAAAAUGGAAUUCAGUUCAUAUGCUUCAAAAAUGAAAUUACUUCGUGAAAAAAUGGGUGAAUUCAAAAAGAAACGGGGUAAAAUUUAUUCGUACUGCAUGGAUAUGCUGGAAAAUAUGAGAUUCAUGAAAGCGGCCGGGCUCAAACAAACAAAAUGGAAAAAUCUUUCGAUACUUGGCAAUUCGGGAGUACUUAUGGGAUAUGCUGGAUUCGCCGGUUCCAACUUAAUGAGCAAUUCAGGACAAACUAAUUAAUUUCUUUUGUUCAUUCUGAUGUCCAAUUAGUUACAAAUAAAAUUCCAUGAAAAUUUCAAAAUAAUGUCAUUGACGUCAAAUGCAAA
This is a messenger RNA of Contarinia nasturtii (swede midge), 820 nucleotides long. RefSeq lists its product as uncharacterized. The transcript has 6 exons. Lineage: Eukaryota; Metazoa; Arthropoda; Insecta; Diptera; Cecidomyiidae. The coding region runs from base 81 to 734 and encodes 217 amino acids. The record is from RefSeq and is a predicted model, not a curated record.